CCUUGUUUUCAAAUGUACGAGCGGGCAAAUGCUGUCACUGAGCACGCAAAAAUUACUGUUUACGACCAUUUAAUACGAAAUACGUGAUUUUGAUGUGAAGAGCAUUUGGUUUUUAUAAAUAAACCAACUCUAAGCACAUUUUAGUAAAGCAAAAAAAAAAAAAAGAAAUCGGCUCAUAAAACACGUCCAUGAUAAGCACAUAAAAAAGAUAUAAAAUUGUUUGUAACGCUCUUAAAGUUCCAUAUAAGAAAUAUAAAAGCCAAAAAAAAAAAAAGUUGAAGCUGCGUUUUUUUCGAAUUUGACGACAAGAUAUCAUUAUCGUUAUUUGAAAAGAGCCGUCUAACAUCAUUAGUCGAAUGUGUCUGUACAUGGGAGUGGCUGAGCAUUUGGUUGACAUAUUGACAUUUUGUGUCUGCCGAAUGAUUGAAAUGUCUAUUUUCGUAUUGAUGAUGACAUGUGGCCUAACUACACCCCUGCAGGAGGAGGAAAAUGAUGAUGCGAAGGAGGCCGGCAACAUAAUUCACUGCGGCUGAUAAUGUGAAAUGACUGCCAAUGAUGCAGCUGCGAAUCUUGACACUGAUUGUGAUGAAGAUGAAUAAAAAUAAAACAAGGACGUGUUCAAGGACACCAUGUUGGAGGAUGGCAGUACAAGAGAUUUGGGGCUAAUCAUGUGCCAAAACAAAGUUUUUUUUUUUUUUGUUUUUUUUAUACAUCAUAAUGUUCU
Messenger RNA from Stomoxys calcitrans (stable fly), 724 nucleotides. RefSeq lists its product as uncharacterized. Lineage: Eukaryota; Metazoa; Arthropoda; Insecta; Diptera; Muscidae. The transcript has a single exon. The coding region runs from base 357 to 533 and encodes 58 amino acids. The record is from RefSeq and is a predicted model, not a curated record.